This is a messenger RNA of Solanum pennellii, 1428 nucleotides long. RefSeq lists its product as uncharacterized. The transcript has 4 exons. The coding region runs from base 396 to 1208 and encodes 270 amino acids. NCBI's taxonomy places the organism in Eukaryota, Viridiplantae, Streptophyta, Magnoliopsida, Solanales, Solanaceae. The record is from RefSeq and is a predicted model, not a curated record.
AUUCAUGGAGUCUCCAAAUCUCUACUGUGAUGAGUCUUUUGAACCGAUAGAUUCUCUCGUCUAAAGAAGUCACGGAUGCUACUGCUGGUGGUGAAGUCCUUGAAGAUAAAGAUAGGGAUGUUGCACCGAUAGAUCCUAUUGACCUCUCGUGUAAAAAGGUUAAAGAUGCUGCUGCUGGUGAACAUGAAAAUGUUCUUGAAGAUAAAGAAAAGGUUCUUUCACUGAUAGAUCGUAUUGACCUCUCGUGUGAAGAAGUUAUAGAUGAUGCUGUUGGUAAACAUGAAAUAGUUCUUGAAGUUGAAGAUGGGGUUUUCGAAGCGCUACCAAUUUUGAAUCAUCCGGCCUAUGCUGUCCAUCCUGAAAUUUCACAAUUGGACGAAGACAAUUUUUUCGAAAUGAAGCUUCGUAAUGAGAUGGAAGAUUAUGUAAAAGACCUCAUUAUUUCUGAUCACUCUACACACAGGAUGAUGGUUGAACAUGUUUUCCAGUUGGGAGAAAAAUUGAAAUUGCAAAAGGAGAAUGUCUACAUUGCUGUUCAACUCGUUAAUAAGUCACUUCUUGCUGGUCCAGUCAGAGAAAGAAUUUGUCAAAGCAUUGGAUGCUUGCUUAUAGUGAUGAAACUCAAUGAAAAAGAAGAACAAUUGAAGAAGUACCAAUUGCAUUUCAAAUACCCGGAGUUGAGGGAAAAAAUUGCUUUAGCAGCGAUAUCAGUCUUGGUUAAAAUAGGAUUUGAUAUUGGAAGAUGGGUAGGGUCAACCCCCUUUUUCUUCUUGCCAUAUAUGCUAACCAAAUAUGCCAACCAUUUUGGAAUAGAUGAGGUGAAAAAAGAAGAAAUUGCUACUUCUGCAGAAAAUAGGAUCUUACUGUCAGCUAGAGAUGUUUCAUCUAUUAAAAGGAAGCCAUCUAUCAUCGCAGCAGGGGCGAUCCUUAUAGAAAUUGACCUAAACUUGACUUCUGAGGCACUUAAAGACUUGCCUAUGACUGAGUUUCUAGAUCCAACUGAGUUGGCUGAAUCAUAUGCACUCCUACAGAAUGUUGACCUACUGUUGCCAAACCAAGAAGCGGUUGGAGAUGCAGAUGUUCUUAAAGAAAUUGCUGACCUUAUGGGAGAUGAGAGUUCUACGGGAACAGACCAGUCGACAUCUAAAAGAAGAAGUGAAGAUUCUACAGACAAGUCCACGUCUAAAAGAGUGAAAACUGAUGGGUGAAUCAUUGUAGUUCUAUCUGGCUACAUAGUUUUGUUUCUGAAUUCACUUGCUUGCCAUCCACAAGUAUAAUCUCUUGUAAAGUUCCACAGGUAUACAACCACUAAUAAUACUCAUAUUCUCGUGCAGAGUUUCACAUGUAUAAAAACCACUAAUAAUACUCAUUUUUGUUAUUAGACAAUUGCUUUGCUAUAUCUCUGUUUUCAAUUUGUUGGAAAUUUGA